CUUCUACAAAAUCGAUUUAGGUACGUAGACGUUAUGACGUAAUAAUAUUUUCGGGUGUAUGUUUCCGGUUGUGGUUGAAUAGCUCUUUGGUUGCUUGUUUACCUUUCAGAUGUGUUAAAUAUAUUUUUCUUUGGUUUUAUGCAAAUAUUUUAUUCAUUCGGUAACAGCUGUACAAAACCCAGUGUCAGAAUUACAUCUCUGCGAUUGAAAUAGCUGUUAAAAUGUUGUUGUUUUUACAGGAAACAGGUUGAGGCUAGCUAACGUUAGCUAGCUAGCGAACUGGAGUUACAGUAGAGACUGACUGAAUUGCAAACAACAGAAGUCAGGGCAUGUUACGUUUUUGACACAUUGUUGUUUAACUGUGCAAGCCCUGGUCAAAACAAGCACUCAACUUCAGAAGAAUGAAUAUUCUACCUAAAAAGAGCUGGCAUGUUCGCAACAAGGACAACGUCGCGCGCGUGCGCCGGGACGAGGCACAAGCCGCAGAAGAGGAGCGAGAGGUCCAACGCCGUGUGGAGCGAGCAGAGCAGGAGGCGCGAACAGAGCACCUGAGACAGAAGUCAAGAGCUGCACUUCAACAGUCUGGAGCAUGGAAGGAUGAAGGAGGGGAGAGAGGAGGGGAGGGGAGUGGAGGAGUGGUGGAACACCUCAAUCUAUUUCCUCUGGAGGAGUCAUCUGAGAAGAAAGGAAAUGCAGAGUACCUCAAAGACCAGAAAGAUGAAAAGGAGCGUGAGGAGCGUGCUAUUGGUCUGCUAGUGUCCCUAGGCCCCCAACCUGGGACAGAGGUAACUCCAUGGUACAUGAAAACAGGUCACGAAGAAGAGAAAGAUGAAGAAAAGGAGAAAGAGAAAGACAACAAAGGAAAGAGACUGCCACUCAGUCAAGAGGAGAAGGAGAAGAGAGACAGACGACUGAAAGACAUGCUGGACCCCUUGAAAGAGAUGAAGAAAGCACUGGCGGUGAAGGAUAGAAAAGAACAUAAGAGUAAGAAGAAGGAGAAGAGGGAUAGAGGGGAGAGGAGAAGCAGUGGUGGAGAAAGCUCUAUUGAAAGGUUGCGAGCGGAGCGACUGCAGAGAGAGGCGGAGGAGAAGAGCAGAGCCCAGGCCCUGCUGGACCAGAAGAAUGGAACCGGGAAAGAGAAGGAGCGACCAAGGGAGACAGAGGAGAGGGAAAUGCCGUACAACAGUGCUUAUUUCCCAGAGCUGGCCCGCAAGAGGCAGAGGAAAGACCGCAAUGCCUGGAGAGAUGGCAUCUUUUGAAGUCAUACAUCAUGCAGUCUCAUUGUUUGGGCAACAGACAUAAAACAUUGAAGCAUUCAAGAAACAUUUAUUAGUAUGUGAAAGACGCCGAAGACUUCGACAAGGACUAGAGAGCCUGGAAGGUUAUUCAGUUGUAUCCUAAGCAGACUCAUUAAUGUUUCUUGUCAUUGAAUGAACAAUGCUAUUUCUAAUGAGGUAGAAAAAGAAAGGAAACCAAUCAAGAGAUUUGGGACAGCUGAGUGUAGUGUUGGAGUCUGUCUGGCACCCUGCUCAAGUGUGAGAAAAUACAGAGAUAAUUUUGCUCCACAACACAAGACCACUGUUCAAGUUGGAGUGUGUUUGAUGUUUUACUAUUGAUGGCAACAUUGUGUCACAAUUGUAAUUGUGUCAAUUCAAGUCUGUCAAGUCUUUUAUGUUUCUGAUAAUAGCAUGUGCCAAUUUAGGAGGUGUGUGUGUACAUGCAUCUGUUCUAUUUAACUAUCUGAUGUAGACAGAGUUUAGGGUGGUUGGCCCAACUAUUAUUGCACAUUUUCCAUUUCAAUUAAUUAAAUAAAAAUGUUAGGCCUGUCAAAUAACAAAA
This is a messenger RNA of Oncorhynchus masou masou (cherry salmon), 1839 nucleotides long. RefSeq names its product leukocyte receptor cluster member 1 homolog. The transcript has 4 exons. Lineage: Eukaryota; Metazoa; Chordata; Actinopteri; Salmoniformes; Salmonidae. Bases 402 to 1259 code for a protein of 285 amino acids. The record is from RefSeq and is a predicted model, not a curated record.